Molecule: messenger RNA, 1344 nt
Organism: Medioppia subpectinata
Lineage: Eukaryota; Metazoa; Arthropoda; Arachnida; Sarcoptiformes; Oppiidae
Source: the annotation of a GenBank genome assembly
AUGCCAAUAUUAUUUUUUGUAACGCACAUACAAUCAGCAUCAGCAACAUAUCGUAAAUUAAUAAAGCGAUUAAACAAUGAGAUUGUCCAUAAGUUUAUCGUUGGCGAUAGCCUAUAUGUCGGGGCCAACUGCGAGCUAACCCGGGUUAGUUUGGAUAAGCAUAAGACAACCAGACAUAAGUUGCGUGAACAAGGUAAAAGUAUCAAUGACGUUUUUAAAAAUGAAGCUAAUCAGGCCAACGGUGUUGUUGCGCUGGCUUUGCAAAACUUUUUGGACACCUCGUACUUUGGCAACAUUACCCUGGGCACUCCGCCGCAAUCAUUCACCGUACUGUUCGAUACGGGCAGCUCUAACCUAUGGGUGCCGUCGAUUCAAUGCCAAUCGCCAGCCUGUACUCAGCACAACCAAUACCGGGCGACCCAAUCGUCGACAUACGUGGCCAACGGAACGGCGUUUUCCAUAGAGUACGGCACCGGCCAUACGUCCGGCUUUCUCAGCACCGAUACGCUGGGCAUCGCCGACACUCAGGUGACUGACCAGACAUUUGCCGAGACCACCAAAGAGCCGGGCACCACGUUUAUAUUCUGCGAGUUUGACGGCAUACUAGGCAUGGGCUACCCAGCGGGCGCUAACGACCAGGUGACCCCGGUGUUUAACAAUAUGAUAGCACAGGGAGUGGUGUCGGCGCCGGUCUUCUCCUUCUACUUGAAUCGCGACCAGAAUCAGGCGUUUGGCGGAGAGAUUAUAUUCGGCGGCUCCGAUCCCGACCACUAUUCCGGUCCCAUGACGUACGUCCCGGUCGUUCAAAACAUUGAUGGUUACUGGCAAUUCACCAUGGACAGUGGCCUAGUAGGUGGUAAUAAUGUGUUUUGCAACGGUGGGUGUCAGGGUAUUGCCGACACCGGCACUUCCAUGAUUGUCGGCCCGGAUGAUGAUAUCGCGGCCAUCGUUCAGGCUAUCGGUGCCACCGAUGCCAACGACGGUAGCGGUGACUACAUUGUCGACUGCAAUAGUAUUGGUUCGUUGCCUACCAUUACGUUCACUGUUGGCGGACAGGCCUUCCCGUUGACGGCCGCCCAAUGGGUGGUACAACAGACCGAUGACAAUAACAACCCGUACUGUAUCGCCGGUUUCCAAGCGGGCGGUCCCGGCAAUGGCCCGCUUUGGACAAUGGGUGAUGUGUUUAUCGGCACCUAUUAUACUGAGUUUGAUUUCGGUAAUAAUCAGCUCGGAUUUGCGCCGACUAAAUAAAUUUAUGAAUUUCCCCGACCAUGAUUGAUUUUAUUUAUGAUUUAAUACUAAAUUUUUGUAAUAUUUAAUAAAAGCAUUUUUAAAAGCAUUAAA